Sciurus carolinensis (gray squirrel) is the source of this 3317-nucleotide messenger RNA. It is a transcript of the gene Flcn, whose product is annotated as folliculin. Bases 483 to 2261 code for a protein of 592 amino acids. Gene Ontology annotation, biological process: positive regulation of GTPase activity; positive regulation of transforming growth factor beta receptor signaling pathway; positive regulation of TORC1 signaling. Gene Ontology annotation, cellular component: cytosol. NCBI's taxonomy places the organism in Eukaryota, Metazoa, Chordata, Mammalia, Rodentia, Sciuridae. The transcript is spliced from 14 exons. Gene Ontology annotation, molecular function: GTPase activator activity. The record is from RefSeq and is a predicted model, not a curated record.
GAGGUGGCACCGGAGUCGAUCAGCUCCCUCGAGGGCGGAGCCGGAGACAAAUCUCCGGUGGGGUUGGGGUCGGAAGUGACCCUUGCGGCACUCUUGUGGGACGCGGACCCUCAGCGACAACCUGAGUCAGUUAGUCAGGGGCGGGGCGGACGCUUUCAGGUGUCAGGCGGGGAUCGCAGUGAGGGUCCGCUCCGGGGGAAAGGCCGGCCCCGUCGGCUGGAGGAGCAAUAUGAUUGAAUUUGUGUUGGUUCGAGUUAGACCUCACCUCCCAAGGGUUCCACUGCCCCCUCACAGAACCAUUAGCUGGGGACUAAGCCUUCCAACACAUGGCCUGCAGGAGACAUUUAAGAUCCAAAUCAUAAAAACAGAAAAUAUUAGGUUUUCGAAUAUGACUUCCAUUGCCAUGACUGACUCACGUGUCCAGACUUUGCAUUCUCUGUAUUUCUGCUAGGUAUAAGACUUCUGCCUGUCUUCAAGGCACCAUGAAUGCCAUCGUUGCCCUCUGUCACUUCUGCGAACUCCAUGGCCCCCGCACUCUCUUUUGCACGGAAGUUCUACAUGCCCCUCUACCCCAGGGUGCCGGGAAUGGGGACAGUCCAGGCCAAGGGGAGCAAGCCGAGGAGGAGGAGGGCGGCAUCCAGAUGAGCAGCCGGGUCCGUGCCCACAGCCCAGCUGAGGGGGCCAGCGCAGAAUCCAGCAGUCCAGGGCCCAAAAAGUCGGACAUGUGUGAGGGCUGCCGGUCACUUGCUGCUGGGCACCCAGGCUAUAUCAGCCACGAUAAAGAGACCUCAAUUAAGUACGUUAGUCACCAACAUCCAAACCACCCACAGCUGUUCAGCAUUGUCCGUCAAGCCUGUGUGCGGAGCCUGAGCUGCGAGGUGUGCCCUGGCCGUGAAGGUCCCAUCUUCUUUGGGGACGAACAGCAUGGUUUUGUGUUCAGCCAUACUUUCUUCAUCAAGGACAGCUUGGCCAGGGGCUUCCAGCGCUGGUAUAGCAUCAUUGCCAUCAUGAUGGACAGAAUUUACCUCAUCAACUCCUGGCCCUUCCUAUUGGGGAAGAUCCGUGGGAUCAUUGAUGAGCUCCAGGGCAAGGCUCUCAAGGUGUUUGAGGCAGAGCAGUUUGGGUGCCCACAGCGAGCCCAGAGGAUGAACACAGCAUUUACGCCCUUCCUGCACCAAAGGAAUGGCAAUGCUGCCCGCUCACUGACUUCCUUGACCAGCGAUGACAACCUGUGGGCAUGUCUUCACACUUCCUUUGCCUGCAAGAGUGCCUGUGUUUUAGCUGGCACUGUGUUUUCUAGGCUUCUGAAAGCAUGUGGCAGCCGGCUGACUGAGAAACUCCUGGAGGGUGCACCAACAGAGGACACCUUGGUCCAGAUGGAGAAGCUUGCUGACUUAGAAGAGGAGUCAGAAAGCUGGGACAACUCUGGGGCUGAAGAGGAGGAGAAAGCCCCUGUGCUUCCAGAAGGUGCGGAAGGGCAGGACCUGACCAAAUGCCCGACAGAUUCAUCCUUACUCUCAGACUGUGGGAGCUGGCAGUCCCGAAAGCUGUCAGUGUUCAAGUCUCUUCGGCACAUGAGACAAGUCCUAGGUGCUCCCUAUUUUCGCAUGUUGGCCUGGCACGUUCUCAUGGGGAACCAGGUGAUCUGGAAAAGCAGAGAUGUGGACCUGGUCCAGUCAGCAUUUGAAGUUCUUCGGACCAUGCUGCCUGUGGGCUGUGUACGCAUCAUCCCAUAUAGCAGCCAGUACGAGGAAGCUUAUCGGUGCAACUUCCUGGGGCUCAGCCCGAAUGUGCAGAUCCCUUCCCAUGUGCUGGCUUCAGAGUUCGCAGUCAUCGUGGAGGUGCACACAGCCAUGCGCUCCACACUGCACCCACUCGGGUGCGAGGACGACCAGUCCCUCAGCAAGUAUGAGUUUGUGGUGACUAGUGGGAGCCCUGUGGCUGCUGACCGAGUUGGUCCCACCAUCCUGAAUAAGAUCGAAGCAGCUCUGACCAACCAGAACCUGUCUGUGGAUGUAGUGGACCAGUGCCUCGUCUGCCUUAAGGAGGAGUGGAUGAACAAAGUUAAAGUCCUCUUUAAAUUCACCAAGGUGGACAGUCGCCCCAAGGAGGACACACAGAAGCUCCUGAGUGUCCUUGGUGCCUCUGAGGAGGACAACGUCAAGCUGCUGAAAUUCUGGAUGACAGGCUUGAGCAAAACAUACAAGUCACACCUCAUGUCCACGGUCCGCAGCCCCACGGCCUCAGAGUCUCGUAACUAACCCUCAUGGGAGUUGGUCUCCAUGUUCUCCUUCUAGAAAAUGGUCGUGCCAGUGCAUGGACUGUCCUCCAGCUCCUGACAGGAGGGACUACUGUUGAGUUUCUAAACUGCUGUGAUGGAGCCGUGUCCUGUCAGGGAAUGGAAACUGCUGGGGGCUCUACCCUCUAUUUGGGACUCUGGCAUGAUUCUUAGCACCAUCCCAUAGCUGUUGAGUCGUCCCCCCUGAAGAAGGCAGUGGAGACCUGUGGACAACGGGACCAUCUGUACUGUGUGCCCACAAGGGACACUGUUAGGAGGACUCGUAUCUCAUGCUUUUCAAGGAUCAAGAUCUCAGAACUGGCAGGAGAAAUGUGGUGCCAGGCCUGGCUCUGGUAUUUCAGCUGCAAUAACGUGUCGUCUCUGGGGGGUUAGCAGUGCACCUUUCCAUUUUGAAAUGCAACAAGAUUUCCUGGGAUUCGUGUGUGAGUGUACAUUUUGCUCUGUUUUUGAAUAGUCAACACAUAGGCCAAUCGGUAGUCAUUUUUGGUAUUCUGCUUUUGAGUUAGAGCCCUCAAAGGGCUUUGGGGGUGAAGCGAAUGUUUUCCUUAUCUCUGGAUUCACUGAGGUUUGUAUUCUGAGGUUAUUGUUGCUCAUCUAAUGGGCACAUUCCCCUGGGGCUGCCUGUGGAGCAACUGGCUUCAAUGGAGCCCCUGGUCUCUGUACAAAGAUGAGGCUUUGUGAAGUGUCUAAUUGCCACUUGACUUGCUCGACUCUCUGGGGAUGGUGAGACCUGUCAUGGCUUUAUUCUCUGUCACUUUCCCUUGUUGCUGCUCUCAGCAUGUACCUGUGGCUACAGAUGACAGUUUUCAGAGUCUGGCCAUCUAAGGCAACUUCAUAGUCCCACCAUACAGUUUUCAUGGGGAUUCAUCGAUUGGAUUUUAUAGCAGUUUUCCUGAUCUGUUUAUAAUUUUUUUGUGUUCAUUUAAUUUAUAUUUAACUUGAAGACUAAGUUUAAUGUGACUAGGUCUCUGCAUAAGGCCAGAACAUUGAAAUACAAUAAAUAAUGUAUUUUUGUAAA